Molecule: messenger RNA, 5121 nt
Organism: Lutra lutra (Eurasian river otter)
Lineage: Eukaryota; Metazoa; Chordata; Mammalia; Carnivora; Mustelidae
Gene: GDAP1
Product: ganglioside induced differentiation associated protein 1
Exons: 9
Coding region: 935-2011 (358 amino acids)
Biological process (GO): mitochondrial fission; mitochondrial fusion
Cellular component (GO): mitochondrial outer membrane
Source: RefSeq, a predicted model, not a curated record
CGUGAGCCGGGCGCCACCCCGCGCCCGCCCCUUGUCCCCUCCCCGGGCGCCGAGGCCCGGCCCCGCGGCGCUCCGGCCCCACCCGGCCCUGCCCCCAGCCCCGGGAGCCAACGCUUCCCCCGCGGGCGGGCGGGCGCGGGGAGCGGUUGGCGCGCGUGUGUUCGCGCAGUGGGAUGCCGGUGGGAGGGAGAGUGUACCCAGGGACGCGCGCGAAUCCCUGCCGGUAGACGAAGGCGCGGCUGCAUGUGUGGGGGCAGCUCGCGGGCUGCGGAGCCUCCUGUGUUUGUGUUUGGGGUUUAUCAAGUGGUUAAGCUCCUAAAUUCUUUAGCCAAGAGCUAUGUACCCAACAGGCAGACUGCUCAGUCCGUGGAUAUUGUGUAAAUGUCUGGAAUGUACACCUGCUACCUCUCCCCUGGUAUCCACAGUUUAACAAAGUAAAUAGAAGAUCUCAAGGAGGAAUAUGGAAAACCUUAUGGGGGAAGUGGAAUUAUUACCUCCGCUUCAAAAAUCAGGACGUGAACCCAGGAACUUCCCUUCUGCAAAGGGCACAAAUCCUCCAAGAAGAAAUUGCUGCUUUUAUACCUCAGCAACUUCUACUCCGCCCCUGCCAAACCAUUAUUUAUUACUAACUUAGUAUUCAGGGACUCUUUUUAGAUGGUUUCCUCUAAGAAAAGUGCAUUUGCCCCUCCUAUGUGACUUCCGUACAUCAGUGGCUUUCUGGCGCGAAGACACCCCCGCAUCUUUGCAGACACUGCCCUGCAGCUUUCUGGCGGUGGAAACUACAUUUCCCAGAGGUCUAUUCGUCCGCGCGAAAAUCUCUUUCCCGGCUCCUGGAGGCAAAGCGGAAAAAACUAACGACGUUUCGCGCGGCAGUGUGGGUGGGAGAAAUAAAGGGCUGAACAGACGAGGCCCUGCAGCGCUCGCGUACCCCAAAAUGGCUCGGAGGCAGGAGGAGCAGAGAGGGGGCGCGCCCUUGAUGGCGGAAGGCAAGUCGGACGCGGAGGUUAGGCUCAUUCUGUACCAUUGGACACAUUCUUUCAGCUCUCAAAAGGUGCGCUUGGUAAUUGCUGAAAAGGCAUUGAAGUGCGAGGAACAUGAUGUAAGUCUCCCCUUGAGUGAGCACAAUGAGCCUUGGUUUAUGCGUUUGAACUCAACUGGAGAAGUGCCUGUCCUUAUCCACGGGGAAAACAUUAUUUGUGAGGCCACUCAGAUCAUUGAUUAUCUUGAACAGACUUUCCUGGAUGAAAAAACACCCAGGUUAAUGCCUGAUAAAGGAAGCAUGUAUUACCCACGGGUACAACAUUAUCGAGAACUGCUUGACUCAUUGCCAAUGGAUGCUUAUACCCAUGGCUGCAUUUUACAUCCUGAGCUAACUGUGGACUCCAUGAUCCCAGCUUAUGCAACCACACGGAUUCGCAGCCAAAUUGGUAACACAGAAUCGGAAUUGAAAAAGCUUGCUGAAGAAAACCCAGAUUUACAAGAGGCAUACAUCGCAAAACAGAAGCGACUUAAAUCAAAGCUGCUUGACCAUGACAAUGUCAAAUAUUUGAAGAAAAUUCUUGAUGAAUUGGAGAAAGUCUUGGAUCAGGUUGAAACCGAGUUGCAAAGAAGAAAUGAAGAAACCCCAGAAGAGGGCCGCCAGCCUUGGCUCUGCGGAGAAUCCUUCACCCUGGCAGACGUUUCUCUUGCUGUCACAUUACAUCGACUGAAGUUCCUGGGGUUUGCGAGGAGAAACUGGGGAAAUGGAAAGCGACCAAACUUGGAAACCUAUUACGAACGUGUCUUGAAGAGAAAAACAUUUAACAAGGUGUUAGGACAUGUCAACAAUAUAUUAAUCUCCGCAGUGUUGCCAACAGCAUUCCGGGUGGCCAAGAAAAGGGCCCCAAAGGUUCUUGGCACUACCCUUGUGGUUGGUUUGCUUGCAGGAAUGGGAUAUUUUGCUUUUAUGCUUUUCAGAAAGAGACUUGGCAGCAUGAUAUUAGCACUUAGACCCCGACCAAAUUAUUUCUAGGCUUGUAGAGAUUUAGUGGUGGUGACUCAUCCAACCAUUCAACUAGACUCUUGUAUACUCUUCCAGGCCCAGUGAAGAAUGACCCUGGGCCAUUAGUAAAAAGUAUAAUUUACUUUACUCUUUGGGUAGUUUUGUGGGGAGAGGAGGUGAUGAAAAUGUUUUUGUGGACUGGUGACUUUGAGAUUACUUACUUGCAAAUCUGAACUAAUCCAUCCUUAAAACAUGUGCAAGGUCAAGAUAUGUAAAUGCUGAUAGAGUAUUAAUCUUUAACUCAGAAUGCAAGUUCAAGUUCUGAAUUACUUUUUGGGAGGAGGUUCUUACUAGGAGCAGACAGUAAUAAUCUGUGAUUGUCCAUAGCUCUUCAUCUGAGGUGAACUGGAUGUUUUGAAUGUACAGCAGUUAACAACAUUUUCCACUGAAAUUCAGAAAUCAUCUUUGUUUUACAAGCUGGGUUCAGACAGCAGCAGGGCACAACAGUGCUUCACAUGAUCACUGUUAGAUUCAGGCAGAAAUAAGAGAGACAAAGGGAACAGAGAGAGGGAAAAGAGGGAAAAGGAAGUCUAUAUAGUGAAGAGCAGUAAAGGGCAACCUCCAGGUGCCACCAAUGCCACUCAGUGGCUGCCUGUCCCCUUAGUAAACAUUAGAGUUUUGUGGCCCCUGCCCACAUAUCCUCCUAUACUUAAGACCUUGGGAAGAGCACUAGGGAGUUACUGGUGGGAGUGGGCUGGAGAAAAUUCUGGGCUUUACACUAACAGUACCUCCUCUGACCUUAGUAUUAAUUUUAAAUGCAUAUGAAUCACACUCAUUGUUUUAAUAAGAUUAACUGCUUAUAUACUUGGGUAUGAAAUGACCACUGGAACGUGUCUGCCUAGCAUUUACAUGAAAAUCUUAAGUGCUAUAAAAUGGUUCCUUUCUUUUCCUCACAGUUCCCCCAGUUGGAUGAUGCCUGUGAGAUAUCCCUCCUUUGGACUUUUUGUCCAGUCACUGGGGGUCUGAGCUUAUAUAGCCCUUUUUAGCACACAAGUGGAAGUCAGGUGAAUGUCUCAGCUAAUCACCAACAUGGCAUGUGGCUGGGUCGUGGAUAGUUUAAUGAUCUGGAAGGAUUAAAUAUGCCCAUUCUGUGUUUGAAGAGGCUGGUGUGUUUAAGAAAAAAACAACUGUGGUCUAGACCUUGCAUCUGUUUAUUGUCCUUAACAAAGUCUUAAAAGUUUAAAGAGAAAGAGAAGGAGAAAGGUCUAGUCUUAGUCCAUGGAAAUUAAUUUGGGGAAAUGAAAUAAGUUCAUAGUGAAGUCCACUUAUAUUCAUUUAUGUAUGUUUAGGCGUUUCGGGGGUACCUCAGUCCAUCUGGAAGGGACAAUCCCAGGGUGUCCCAUGAACAACCAUGGAAUUGCAUCAUACACAGUUUGUGCUCAGGAAAAAAUUUUCAUGGUGACAGGAGGAUACAGAUUCCCUGGAGCUGGCCUGAAGGGAGUUGGGGGAUAGUUUUAGAUCUCUGGCUGGAAGUAUGUAUAGAGAAUGAUGAGCUAAGGUUCCAGCAAACAACAAAAGCUUUUUGGAUUGCCUCAGAUUGGCUAUGCAAAACAGGCAAAGAAUGUACUGACUUUUUCAUUAACAGGAAACAGUCAUACUUAGGAAAUGACUUUUGGAUGGUAAAAUGAGUCUAUAAUUCCAUUUCAUGAAUCAGUUAUUUUAGAGAGUCUUGAAAUGGAUAUUCCUUGUUUACAAAAAUUAAUAACAUCUCAGUGUAAACUCAAUACAACAAUAACUAACAGACUGGCAGCUUUUCUAAUAUCUUAAUAUUGCCCCUCAGUGCAUUGUCAUCGAGACUGGCUGGAUUUAUUUAUUGCUGGGACAUUCCAGUUCAUAUUCCUAAAAGAGCCACAAAACUGAUUAUUUAGUAGUUCAUCAUGUUUCAGAGAUCUUUAUAUAACCCUAUUAGAAGCAAGAAUUCAGACAUGAAGAGAAUGAAAUUGGAUUUUUAUAAAAAUCUACAAAGGAUACUUACCAAUGUAAAGGUAGUUGAUUAAGAACAAAGAUUAGAAACCCAGUGCUGGCUUUUCUUAAAUUUAUUUUAUUACUAAGUCAGAGAAAGUCUACUGGGAAGUGUAAUUUUCUGAUAUAGUUUCAUUGGAAAUAUUCUUGUGUUAAUAUUAAAGGUGAUGCAUCCUAGUGAUUUCACUUGUUUCGUGGAUACCCUUGGUUUGGACUUAUAAAAUGUUUGGGAUCAUAAUGCCCACUAGAUGUCGCUGUUUAUACAGUAGUCUGAGACUGGGCAUUAGGUUCAGCAAGCCUUCUAAAAUGGCUCAAGUGAAGAUAAACAUUAAUGACCUUAGUUUCUGAAAUGAGGGCAUCUUGAUCAGAUCAUUCAUCUGUAAAAAAGCUUGAGGCACAUGUAGUAUUGAUUUCUAAUGCUUGGGAAGGGAUAACAAUAUCACACAAUAUCAGGCUAAAGAGCUAAACAUAUACUGUUAGCAAAAUAAGCACUUUUGUCUAUUUUUUUUUCCCCAUGAUCAUUGGUGACUGGCCAGUGUACUCCUCAGUUUCCAAAGUUUGUAUAAAUAUCAAAAUUAUAAACAUGCCUGAGGUACUAAAUUUAGGUUGACUAUGUAUGUCUUAAUAUAUAAAUGCUAUUUUAUUGUUACUACAAUUACAUGCCUUUUGAAUCAAUUUCCCUUAAUUGCACAUAGUUGUAAAUGUUUGCUUGAUUUUUAGUGAUUAUUGAUAUUGACACCAGAGUUGUAUAUAUUUUGGUGUUGUUGAAUGUGAUAGAUCAAGAUACUAUUCUGCCUGUAAGAUCAAUAAAAGUAACUGGAUAAUCAAUAUGAACUCUACAAGUACUAAUUUUAUAAUAUUUUUAAAGAAAACAGAUUUCAUUUAAAAUCAUAACAUAGUGUGGUAAUUGGACAGAAUAAAAUAAGCAGAAGUUAGAUAUUAAAGAUAUUUAGUUACAAGAUGCCAUAUUUUCCUUAUAAUAAUUACUCAUGAUUUAUUUAAAUACACAUAAUUUUAUCAUUAAAAUAAGUGGUAGCUUAAAGAAUAACAUAUUGCUGUGGGGUCCCUGGGUGGACAGUUGGUUAAAUAUUCAGCUCUUGAUUUUUGGCUCAGGUCAU